Messenger RNA from Condylura cristata (star-nosed mole), 3060 nucleotides. RefSeq names its product transmembrane protein 67 (gene TMEM67). Gene Ontology annotation, biological process: cilium assembly. The transcript has 28 exons. Bases 1 to 2952 code for a protein of 983 amino acids. Lineage: Eukaryota; Metazoa; Chordata; Mammalia; Eulipotyphla; Talpidae. The record is from RefSeq and is a predicted model, not a curated record. Gene Ontology annotation, cellular component: ciliary transition zone; MKS complex.
AUGGCGGCUUGGUGCAUCUUAUCCCUGGCGGUAGAGACUGCAUUCCUCUCUAUGGUCCUCCUUCGCGUCUCGCAGGCCCAGACUUUUUCCUUUCCUUUCCGGCAGCCCGAGAUGUGCGGUCACAACGAGUACUUCGAUAUCUCCGCACUCUCCUGUGUCCCUUGUGGAGCCAACCAGAAGCGGGACGCCCGAGGAACUUCUUGUGUAUGUCUACCAGGAUUUCAGAUGAUAUCUAAUAAUGGAGGGCCUAGUAUUACUUGUAAAAAGUGCCCAGAAACCAUGAAUGGUGUUACUGAAGAUGGCUGGAACUGCAUUACUUGCCCUCAUGGUUUAACUGGAGAAGGAAAAUGCCGUUGUCCCACUGGCCAUAUUUUAGUGGAAAGAGAUACUAAUGGAACAUUGUUCUCUCAUGCAACUUGUAAGCUGUGUGCUGAAAAUUCUUUUACUAUAGCAAAUGCUUUAGAAAACAGGUGCGUCCGAUGUGAACCAACAUUCAUUAAUACCAGCAGGUCCUGUACAUGUCUGAAACCUAACAUUUUAACAGGAGGAUUAUGUUUCAGCAACACAGUGAAUUUUCCUCCACGUAUGAUUUCAACUGCCCGUUAUGGAGAGCUUGGCAUGUCUUUCACUUCAGAAUGGUUCACAAAGUAUUUGCAAUCAUCAGCAACUGCUUGUUGGGUGUAUGCCAAUCUAACAUCUUGCCAAGCUCUUGGAAAUAUGUGUGUGAUGAAUAUGAACUCUUAUGACCCUAACACUUUCGAUGCAUGUCAGCUAUUUCACUAUAUCUUUGAAAAUACUGCUGGAUUACAUACUAUGUACUCUAUUUCAUUUUGGAGACAGACUCUUCCAUGGCUAUCCUAUGGAGACCAAGUAGGAUUAGCACCUCAAGUACUCAGUACCAUACCUUUUCCAACAAAUUUCAGUUUUAAAGGGGAAAACCAGAACACAAAACUGAAGUUUGUUGCUGCUUCCUAUGAUGUAAGAGGACAUUUUCUCAAGUGGCAAACUUUAGAAGGUGGUGUUUUACAGCUAUGUCCAGAUACAGAGACAAGACUAAAUGCUGCUUAUUCUUUUGGAACAACUUAUCAACAAAAUUGUGAAAUUUCUAUCUCUAAGAUCUUAACUGACUUUCCCACUCCUAUAUUUUAUGAUGUGUACUUUGAAUACACUAAUGAAAAUCAACAACAAUAUAUUUGGGCUGUGCCUGUAUUAAAUCUAAAGCUUCAACGUAGUCACGUAUUUGUGAACCAAGACAGUAAUUCUGACAAAUGGCUUCUGACUCGACGCAUUUUCUUAGUGGAUGCCCUAAGUGGACGACAAAAUGACUUAGGAAGUCGGCCAAGAGUAAUUCGAGUUGCGACCCAAAUAUCACUGAGCAUCCACCUUGUACCAAACACAAAAAGUGGAAACAUCUACCCUCCUUUACUAACCAUUUCCUAUAGUGAUAUUGAUAUUAAGGAUCCUGACAGCCAGUCUGUGAAGGUUUCUUUCUCAGUCAAAUAUGAAAUGAACCAAAGAGAAGCGUUUGUCCAGACAGAUAUUGCUUUGGGGGUGCUAGGUGGGCUAGCUGUUUUAUCAUCUCUUUUGAGGACAGCAGGGUGGAAGAGGCGCAUUGGGAGUCCUUUGAUUGAUCUACAGACAGUUUUGAAAUUCUUGAUAUAUUAUGCUGGUGAUCUGGCUAAUGUUUUCUUCAUCAUCACAGUGGGAACAGGACUUUAUUGGCUGAUUUUCUUCAAAGCACAGAAGUCUGUCUCUGUUUUUCUACCAAUGCCAUUUCAGGAAGAACGUUUUGUUACUUAUGUGGGAUGUGCUUUUGCUCUGAAGGCUCUGCAAUAUUUGCAUAAACUCAUAUCCCAAAUUACCAUUGAUAUAUUCUUUAUUGACUGGGAACGACCUAAAGGAAAAGUUCUUAAAGCUGUUGAAGGUGAGGGUGGUGUUCGAAGUGCUACCGUUCCUGUAAGUAUAUGGAGAACUUAUUUUGUAGCAAAGGAAUGGAAUGAAAUUCAGACUGUGAGAAAAAUCAAUCCACUCUUUCAAGUACUUACUGUCCUCUUCCUCUUGGAGGUUGUAGGUUUCAAGUACUUAGCAUUAAUGGACGCAUCAAGCAGUCUUUCCAGAAGCCCAGUGAGCUAUAUAGCUCCAUAUAGCCGCAUUCUGAGAUACGCAGUAUCUACUGCUCUCUGGUUAGCCAUUGGAUUUAUGCAGAUCAUGUUUUUUGCUGUGUUUUAUGAGAGAUUUAUAGAAGAUAAAAUUCGGCAAUUUGUUGAUUUAUGCUGUAUGAGCAAUAUAUCAGUGUUUCUGUUAUCCCACAAAUGCUUUGGGUAUUAUAUUCAUGGUAGAUCGGUACAUGGGCAUGCAGAUACUAAUAUGGAAGAAAUGAAUAUGAAUCUUAAAAGAGAAGCGGAAAACUUGUGUAGCCAGAGAGGUUUGGUACCCAACACAGAUGGCCAGACUUUUCAGAUUGCAAUUUCUAGCCAGAUGAGACAACACUAUGACAGAAUUCAUGAAACACUAACAAGGAACAAUGGCCCUGCUAGACUAUUGAGUUCAUCAGCAAGUACUUUUGAGCAGAGCAUAAAAGCAUAUCACACUAUGAAUAAAUUUCUCGGAUCUUUCAUCGAUCAUGUUCAUAAGGAAAUGGACUACUUUAUAAAAGAUAAGUUGCUUCUUGAAAGAAUUCUUGGAAUGGAAUUUAUGGAACCAAUGGAAAAAAGCAUCUUUUACAAUGAUGAAGGUUAUUCUUUCAGCAGUGUUCUGUAUUAUGGAAAUGAAGCCACUCUUCUUAUUUUUGACCUGUUGUUCUUCUGUGUUGUGGAUUUGGCUUGCCAAAGUUUUAUUUUAGCAGCUUGUCUCACAUACCUCCAACAAGAGAUUUUCAGAUUUAUCCGGAAUACAAUAGGGCAGAAGAAUUUGGCAUCUAAAACAUUGGUGGAUCAAAGAUUUCUGAUUUAAUUUGUUGAGUAACUUAAAAGUUGCCAUAUUAUCAUGGCAAAAGAAAAUGUCAUGAUUAACAGGUUAGUUUGCAUUAUUUUUUGAAAAUUGUUUUCUUUUUUAUUAUAC